AGAAGGGUUUGCACAGGACGAUGAGAGGUUACGGGAGCGCAGCAACCUGGGAGGGGAAGGAAGGCGCCUCCUUGUAAAUGCUCCGCGGCUGCUGCCCGCUGCGUCACCAUCUGCCCAGCCUCCGGGCUCUGUGCGCGACUUUCCCCUCUAUGGGGAAGAUAUAAAAGUCGCCGAGAAAAACAGCCUGUUCGCCAUGCGAGGAAUCACAGCGAGGAGCGACGGGCGUGGCAGCGCAGCCACCAAGCCACGGAACAGAAAGGCGGCCUGCGCACUUUGCGAUCUGCGAAAACAAAGUCCUUUUAUGAGGUGGUCAAAGCUCGGCUGCAGCCUCUAGCAAGCAAAUUCACAAUGACUAAUGCAGUGAUGGGCAGGAAUGAAAACGUAAGCCAAACUCUCCAUGAUGCCGUGGAAGGACUCCUUGAAGAUCAGUUUAACAUUUUUAAACGGAGGCUUCAAGUUAUUGACCAUGAUGGAAAAAGAAAACUCCCCAGAGGUCAGCUGGACAAUGCUGGUAGAUCAGAAGUUAUAAAUUUCAUCUGUGAUUUCUAUGGUGAGGACGAUGCAGUAAACAUGUGUGUAUGUGUCCUUGAGGAUAUCGGUGAGGAACACAUUGCUGCAAAACUCAAAGGAGCAACACAGAAAGAUCCUAGGUUGACCUAUAGAGACCACAUAAAAGACAAAUUUAAAACAAUGAAAGUCCAGAAUUCUCUUCUGGGUGAACAUGCUUUUCAAAGCUACCACUAUUCAAAGCUAACCUUCGAUAAGUAUUGGCCUGGAAAGGAGGAGAAAGAACAUGAAAUCAUGAUUUCAGGAUGGAAAUAUUUUCGAUACAUUGAUUAUUAUAGUGGUGAAACCACCUAUACCAUUGAAAAUCUACUUAACCCUGAUAAAACGGGAGUCAAACCUCAGAUUGUUGUGCUGCAGGGAGCAGCAGGGAUUGGGAAAACAACGACUGCAAGAAAAAUCAUGUUUGACUGGGCCUCUGGACAACUUUAUCAGGACAUGUUUAAUUAUGUUUUCUAUAUUAAUUGUAGAGAGUUGAACCUCUGUACUGAGGAGAGUAGUAUUGCAGAAAUGAUUUUCAAGCUAUGGCCUCAAAAGGAUGAAAUUAAAGAGAUACUGAGGAAUCCGAAGAAGCUGCUGUUCAUAAUUGAUGGGUUUGAUGAAUUACGAUGUUCCAUUGGUCAACAAGAAAAUUGCCUCUGCGCUGAUCCCUGGAAGAAGGAGGCGGUGGGGGUCCUCCUGGGCAGCUUAUUUUGGAAAAAAGUUCUUCCUGAAUCUUAUUUGAUAAUAACAACAAGACCAACAGCUCAGGAGAAACUUAAGGGCUUGGAGUGCUCACGUUAUAUUAAGAUCCUUGGCUUUUCAAAAGAGGACAGACAGAUAUAUUUCCACAAAUUCUUUGACAAUAAAGACCAAGCAACUGAAGCUUUCAGGCGUGUAAAACAAAAUGAGACCCUUUUCACCAUGUGCUUAAUUCCUCUUGUGUGCUGGAUCAUCUGCACAGUGUUGAAACAACAGAUGGAAAGCGGUGAGGAUCUUGGGCAAACCUCAAACACGCUCACUGCAGUCUAUAUGCUCUAUCUUUCCAGCUUAUUAAAGUUACACCAUAGGAGCCAAUCAAAAGGACCCGUGGGAAGAAACUUGAAAGGUUUGUGUUCUUUGGCUGCAGAUGGAAUCUGGAAACGAGAGAUACUGUUCUGGGAGGAAGAAAUCAAGGAAUAUGGCUUAGAUCAGGGUGACUCCCUCCCCCUCUUUCUGAAUGAGACCAUCUUCAGAAGGGACAUUGAAUGUGAAUGUGCCUACAGCUUCAUUCACCUCAGCUUUCAGGAGUUUUUUGCCGCCUUAUCUUAUGUACUAGAAGAAGGGGAAACGCCGAGUUCUGAAAAACAUAAGCAUGAUGUGUUCACGUUGUUAGAAAGCUAUGCGACUUCUAGACCUGAUUUAGAAAUAACAGUGCGCUUCCUCUUUGGUCUUGUAAAUGAAGGAAAGAGAAUGAAGGAUGUGAAAGAGAAGUUUGGAUGGAAAUUUUCACCUAAGGUUAAAGAGGUCUUGUUAGAAUGGGUGAAAAACACUACAGAAACAGCAACAGGUGUAUUUGAGAGGCACAAGCACCCAUGGCUUGAAUGUCUAUAUGAGACCCAAGAAGAGGAUUUUGUUGAACGUGCAUUGGAUCAUGUGACUGAAGUUACAGUAGGUGGAAAGUAUCUCACAAAGACAAGAGUGAUGGCACCGGCAUAUUGCUUGGAGCACUGUUGUAGCUUGGAGGUUCUUCACCUGCAAUACCACAGUUUUAUGAGAUACUAUGAUCAUACAAAAGCAAUAGAAGAAGAAGGGGAGAGAGAGGAAGAAGAAGAAUUACUCACUAAUUCAGAACUACAAGCAGAUUGCAUGGAUUGUGGCCUUGGAGGAAAGCGACAAUGGAGACCAGUCAGGCUGCAAAAAUAUGGGGGAACAGAAUGGCAGAGUGAGCAUCCCUAUUUCUCCGGGAGAUGUGACCAUUAUGGGAAUCCAGCCUUGUUUAAAGCAUUGCAGUCUCUAAAGAGUAACUUAAGGAGUGUGAGAGUGGAUUUUUUUGGUGGUAACCUGGUUCCUUGUGGGUUUCUCGCAUCUCUUUUCUCCAUUUACCCAACACUAUCAGAGCUGGACCUGGGAAGAAGUGAUGUCAGGGAUUCAGGAUUGAGGCUGUUGGCUGAGGGGUUAAAACACCCAAACUGCCAGAUAAAGAAACUGGGGUUAUAUACCUGCCAACUAACAGGAGCGUGUUGUGGGGAUCUUGCAUCUGUUCUCUGUAUCAAGCACACUCUGAAAGACUUGGAUUUAUCAGACAAUGCCCUAGGAAAUUCUGGAGUCCGCCAACUUUGUAAAGGUUUAAAACAUCCCGACUGCAAACUGCAGAGGCUUGUGUUGUCCCACUGUUCUUUGACAGGAACUGCUUGUUGCAGUCUUGCCACAGUCCUCCAUACGAACCAGAUGCUGACAGAGUUAGAUCUACGUUUCAAUAAAUUAGGAAACCUAGGAAUGAAGCUACUGCGUCCAGGAUUAAGACAUCCAGCCUGUAAACUAGAGAACCUUCAGUUGAUUGAGUGCAGAAUCACCACUUGUGGGGAUCUGUCUUCUGUCCUUUGCACAAACCAGAUGCUAAAACAACUAGAUUUACGGAGCAAUAAAUUGAAAGAUUCAGAAGUGAGGCUGCUGUGUGAGGGUCUGAAACAUGCAAACUGCAAACUUCAGGUUCUGUCGUUGUUUGCAUGCUGUCUGACAGCAAAUUGCUGUGAGGCUCUGUCUUCUGUUCUUAUUACCACCCAGACCUUAAAAAAACUAGAUUUAACUAGGAACCCACUAGACGAUUCAGGAAUGAAGCUACUGUGUGAAGGGCUAAAACAUUCAGACUGUAAGCUGCAGAGUCUGCGGUUGUCCCACUGCUCCUUGACACAAGCUUGUUGUGGGGAUCUUGCUGAAGUUCUCAGUAAGAACCAGACGCUGACGGAGUUGGAUUUGUCUUGGAAUAAAAUCAAAGAUACGGGAGUGGAGCUGCUGUGCGAGGGGCUAAAACAUCCAGACUGUAAACUAGAGAUAUUAGAGCUGCAUGGCUGCGACCUGACACCUGCUGUUUGUGAUCACUUCUGCACUGCUUUAACUACAAACCAGUUGCUGACCAGACUGCAUGUCAGCCAUGAUGUCCUGACAGUCGCUGGCAAGAAACUGCUCAGUGAUGCACUGAAACAUUCAGGCAGGAGACAGCAGGCACUUUGGCUAAAAGGCAUUGUCCAUGAUGAAAAAUGGAAAAUCCCCAGAGGUCAGCGAGAGAAAGCUGAUAAACGAAAAGUUGUAGAUCUCAUGUGUGAAUUUUAUGGAGAAGAUGAUGUUCCAGCCUUAUGGGUCCAUGUCCUUGAAGACAUUAAUAUGUUGAUCCUCACCAAGUGCCUCAAAUAUCAGACACCAAACUACUCCAAAGGCUUUGACAUCGCCACUGAUAGUAAGGGCAUUAGCUGGAAGGGACUGGUUGGCUCAAAGAUACAACCUGACCAGCAAAUUUCAUUUGGCAGUAAGGAUGCUAAAGGUCCUAAAUGUGACAAACAUAUUACCUUGAAUCCGCUGCCUAAUCAAUUUCCAGGUCCUGAGCCAUACCAGGAUCCUCUCCUUGACAUUAAAGUCCCAGACUUGAUUAGGUGGGACGAAGUGAUACCCUCGCCCAUAAGUCCAUUCCAGCAGGAUGUGGAGAAGAAAAAAUCUAUUCCUUUGAAAUCCCAACUUGCAUCUCAGGCUAGUAAUGACCCAUGGGAGGCAGAUGAGUACCAUCUCUUUGCCUCCUUCUCUGCUCUCCCACAGGCUGAGCAGACAAGCAUUAUACAAAGAUUAGACAUGGUAAGGCCUAAACUCCUGAGUCUCUCUUCAAAAGAUGGAACUUUAGCUAAUAUACCAGAGGCUCUAACUGCUGAACCAACGCCAACUAUUAAAGUUAUUUCCCCAGUCUGUAUAGUCAGCAAACCCAACCAUACAGGAACAUUUCAUUCUACUGAUUCUUCUUUGCAAGCAGGCAGAAAGAACAAAUUAAAUGCCGCCAAAGUUAUGGCAGGCUCGGCCAGUCCCAUGGAUUGGGUUAGCUGCCAAUUCUUGGAACCAAAUGAACUGGGAUCAUCUCCCACUACCGACCCUGCUCUUCUAGCCCACCGGCAGAACAAAAUUAUUCUGAAUGGUAGCACCCCAGGUGACCUGAAGGGCGAGUUCACUUUUAGCUCCACAAUAGGAAGUAGCGUGGUAGACUAUGUCCUUGUCUCUCAGCCCUUAAGGGAGCUGGUUCAGUUCUUUUGUAUUGAUGAUCGCACAGAUAGUGACCAUUAUCCCUUAGUCACUCUAAUAGGAUCUCCUAUUAAUAUUCACCUUCCCAAUGGACCCCCUUUGUUGGAUUCCUUUCCAUCAAUCUGUGAGAAGCGGAUUAAAUGGUCUAAUAGAUCUGGGGGUAAAUUUGUUUCUUUCACUGAAUCCCCAGCUUGUGUGCAACUAUAUCAGAAUGUUCUAGCAUCAGCUGGCGAAGAUAAGUUGCACUACUAUGAGGCCCUUAUUACUGAUAUUCAAAAGACUCUAGCUGCACACAGCAAUCUAGCUGGUCUUAAACAUUCCAGAAGUGGCCAAUACAUUCCUGCCGCUAUCCAAAUCUACAAAGCAAAGACUCUGGCCCAGCUUACAUACGGUGUUUCAAUCUGGAUUUUGGGUUUUAACUCCCAAUUGGAAAGAAUACAAUCAAUUUUCCUUAGGAAAUUAUUGGGUCUUCCCUUCUGUGCAUCGUAUUUUAGAAACUGCACUUUUCUCAUUGGCAGUGCUAUUUUCCAAAAUAAAUUUCAGAGCCUGAACUCGGCUGGGUCAACAUGCAUAUUUGAUAUUCGUUUCCACCACCAGAUGCCGCUUUUCCCAUAUUACAGGGAGAAAUACAGAGAACACAUUAGAAAAAAAUACAGAACACCGGAAGAUGAGUAUCCUGGCCACGGAGUCCAUGUGCCUCUGAAUGAAAAAUACAGUAAAUUGAUUAUUGCAAGUGAAAAAGGGCAAGUGCAUGAACUACUGAACAGGCCAUGGAGACAUACAGCGGUCAUGUCAGAGCAAAUGGCUGCUAUUACCAUAAAUGCUGUGUUUGAGACUGACAGUGGAUCACAGACAGUUGUUCUCCUGGGAGUGGCUGGGGUUGGGAAAACCACAAUGGCGAGAAAGAUCAUGCUAGACUGGGCAGCUGGAACUCUAUUUCCAGAAAGAUUUGAUUAUGUUUUCUAUCUAAGCUGUAGGCAAAUGGAUCUUGUUAAGGGACAGACUAACUUGGCUGACUUGAUUUUAAAUAAUGACCCUGAGUUUACGGAGAGAGAAGUGAUAACAAAACUCCUAGUGAAUCCUGGCAAAGUCCUUUUCAUAAUUGAUGGUUUUAAUGAACUGAGUUGUUCCAUUGAAGAUCAGGAAGACAAUCUGAGCAUUGAUCCCAGUGAGAAGAAGCCAAUAGGGGUCCUCCUGAGUAAAUUAUUUCACAAAACUGUUCUUCUUGAAUCCUGCUUACUAAUUACUACCAGGCCAUCCACUUUGGGAAGCCUCAAGAAUUGUUUGCAAUCCCCACGCUAUGUCAGGCUUCUGGGCUUUUCUGAGGAGGGCAAAGAUGUAUAUUUCCUCAAGUUCUUUGGAAAUAAAAAAUUAGCAACACAGGCUCUUAGUUAUGUUAAAGGGAAUGAAGCAUUAUUUUCCAUGUCCUUUAUUCCCAAUAUAUGCUGGAUUAUCUGUGCUGUGAUGAAAGAGCAGCUAGACAGGGGCAAGAAUGAUCUCGUACCAGCGUCUGAAAAACUCACUGCAGUGUAUGCACUUUAUCUCUCCCAUUUGACCAAAUCUCCCUGCAGUAGCUCAGAGCAACAGAAUCUGAGAGGACUUUGCUCAUUGGCUGCUGAAGGAAUCUGGAAAAAGAAACUCUUGUUCAAGGAUGAAGAAAUCCAGAAGAAAAGUUUAGCUCAUCUUGAUUCUCUCCCUUCUGCUUGGUGUGAGAUUCUCUUUCGGAAAGACCCUGAUUAUGAAGACAUCUAUAGGUUUCUGCACCUCAGUGUACAAGAAUUUCUUGCCGCUUUGUUUUAUGUUUUCGAAGACAUGCCUAAAGAUUCUGAGACUACUGAGCAAAAUCUCAAACAUUUGCUAGAAAGGUGUAGCAAAAGCCAAGGAGAUUUAACCUUAGUGCAAUUCAUCUUUAGCCUAUUAAACAGAGAAAUAAGGAAAUUCUUGAGUGAACAAUUUGGGUGGGAAAUUUCAUCUACAAUUAAGGCUGAUUUCCUGGAGUGGUUGAAAAUGGACACACAGGUUAAAUUAGAUUAUCCAAAUUAUGACCCGUUGGAGCGUUUUCAUUAUUUGUAUGCAAUCCAAGAAGAGGAAUUUGUCAAAUGUGCUCUAGAUCAUUUGACUGAACUAACUAUGGAGAGGUUGAUAGUUACUCAACUGGACCAAUCAGUUCUCUCUUUUUGCUUAAAAAAUUGUUUAAAUUUGGAGGCACUUUCCCUGUACAGAUGCUUGUUUCUACCAAAAGAACUUCCACAGCAUCUUCAUCAGUCAUGUCAGUCACAUCAGGAAACACUGAAACAUUCAGCGAUUUACUUUCUCUGUGAAGCACUGAAGGAUCCAAACAGUAAAAUAAGGAAACUGGAGCUUGAUGGAUGUCAGCUCACAGACUGUUGUUGUGUGGAUCUUGCCACUGUUCUCUCAACAAACCAGAUGCUGCUAGAACUGGACUUGCAGUCAACCAGUCUGAAGGAUUCGGGAGUCAUGCUGUUGUGUAAAGGACUGAUUCAUCCCAACUGCAAACUAGAAAUACUGGGAUUGUGGGACUGUGACCUGACCUCUGCUUGUUGCAGUGACCUUUCCACUGUUCUCAGUACCAGCCAGACACUGAUCGAGCUGAAACUGGGUGAUAAUCCUUUAUUGGGAGAUCAAGGAGUCCAUCUACUGUGUGAAGGGCUAAAGUACCCAAACUGCAAGCUGCAGAGCCUGGGGCUGGAAGAGUGUGAUCUCACAGCUGCCAGUUGUCAGGAUCUCAUCCUUGUUCUCAGCACCAGCCAGACACUGAUGAAGCUGAACCUGGAAAGGACCAAAGUGGGAGAUGCAGGAGUAAAGCUGUUAUGUGAGGGACUGAAACAUCCAAACUGCAAGCUGCAAACUUUAUUAGUGGGAACAAGUGAGCUCACCCUUGCCUGUUGUGGGGAUCUUGCAUCUGUUAUUUGCACCGGUCAGACACUGACAGAACUGGCUUUGGAAUAUAACAAACUGGAAGACUCUGGAGUGAGGCUGCUAUGUGAGGGAUUGAAGCAGCCAAACUGCAAGCUGCAAAAACUGAGGUUGGCUCAGUGCAAUGUUACCCCUGCUUCUUGCAGAGAUCUUUCCUCUGCUUUAACCGUUAACCAGACUCUGACAGAGCUAGAUGUGGAAUGUAACAGACUUGGAGAUUCUGGAGUGAAGGUCCUUUGUGAAGGGCUGAAGCACCCACACGGCAAACUGCAGAUCCUAAACUUGUUCAAUUGUGAUAUCACAGCUGCUUGCUGUGGGGAUCUCGCCUCUGUCCUCAGCAGCAACCAGACAUUAACCGAACUCUACCUGGGAUGUAACAAACUUGGGAAUUCUGGGGUGAAGCUGCUGUGUGAGGGCUUGAAACAUCCUAAAUGCAAGUUACAGAAACUGUGCUUGUGUGAAUCUGAAAUCACAGCUGCUGGUUGUGGGGAGAUCUCUUCCGCCCUCAGCACCAGCCAUACGCUGGAAGACAUUGAUUUAUGGAACAAUACACUCGAAGAUUCAGGAAUGAGGCUGCUGUGUGAGGGUCUGAAACACCCAGACUGCAAACUUCAAAUUUUGUCGUUGUGCAACUGCAAGUUCACAGCAGCUUGCUGUGGGGAUCUCUGCUCUGUCCUCAGCACCAACCAGAGUCUGAAGAAGCUGAAGCUGGAGGGCAAUCAACUGGGAGAUUCAGGAGUGAAGUUGCUGUGUGAAGGACUGAAACAUCCAAGCUGCAGAAUGAAGACAAUAGGGCUGGAUGUUGAUGAGUUAACUGAAGACACAGUGAGAGAACUUAGUUGCCUGAAAAAGAUAAAGCCUGAUCUGAUUAUAGACGCAUAGAAGGAGCAACUGUGAUGACAGAGGGCAGGCAUGGACGUCUACAGAGUACCAGGAUGGCUCCGCUGGGAAUGGGGAUUCUGCUGAAGCACACCAAUCACUGAGAAGCAAUAAAACCAAAAUUCUGGUGUGGGGAACCCUUCGCUCUCUAAUGUUGCUGAACUACAGCUCUCAUCAUCCCUAGCCAUUGGUCAUAGUCACUGGUGCUGAUGGGAGUUCAGCAACAUCUGGAAGUUCCCCACAUCUGCCAUACAGUCAAUAGCUGAAGUAACAGUCAGAAUGGGAAGGAAAAGGACCUGCCCUUUAUAAGAAUUUGUACAGUCCCACCAACCCUCCCCCACUAUUUCACCAGCCAGUUUUCUAUUGGUGUAGUUGCUGAGGGUCUUUUGUCCUCUGAACAAAUAAAAAAUUAUUUCCUUUUUGCUAA
Molecule: messenger RNA, 9046 nt
Organism: Rhineura floridana
Lineage: Eukaryota; Metazoa; Chordata; Lepidosauria; Squamata; Rhineuridae
Exons: 29
Coding region: 349-8622 (2757 amino acids)
Cellular component (GO): cytoplasm
Molecular function (GO): ATP hydrolysis activity; protein binding
Source: RefSeq, a predicted model, not a curated record